AUGAAUGCAUUCCUAUUGAUGAUAUGUAUAGCACUGACAAAUUAAACAGGUAAGAUAAUUAUACAAUUAUAUGAGUGAGAUAUAUUGGAUUGAAUGAGGUAGUAGAUGAUGCUAUUGAAGCCUAUGAUUAUAAGGUAUAUAGAUUAAAAGUGCAUAAUCCAGAGAAAAUGUAGAAUCGUACUUUGAUAGUAUAAUUGUUACCAUAGAUUGGAAAUCCUAAAGUAGCUGUAGAUUGUGAUAUGUAAUUAUGAAUAUUCAAUAAUAGAGAACCAAAAUUAUUAGAUUAUUAUGAGUGGUAAACAGGAUCUUGGUUUAUGUAAUAACUCACAAUAUCAUACUAAGAAAGACAAGCAUUAAAUUGUACAGAUAAUGAAUUCUAUAUUGGUGUUUCUAGUGAAGUUGUAUCAGGCUACUAAUUAGUAACAUAUAUUUGGGAUGGCAUCCAAUAGUUGGACUAUAAUAUUCCAUUAAGGUAAAGUUAAAUUACAUAAUAGUGGUGAAUUAGUAGAGAAGGAAAUCCUAUAAUUUAAAUUGAAACCAAUCUAAACAACUGAAUAAAUUACUUUAUAGAUUACAGCAAAUUAAGUAGAAAAGUAUUUAAAGUAAUGUACAAGUGAGGAUUGUUAAAUUACUUAAAGUGAUUAUGAAGGCAAUGAUACUGAUACAUCUGCACAUAUUACUUAAUCUUCACUUUCUUUUGUUCAUACAAAUUGUUAAGAUUGUUUUUAUUUAAUUGGAUUAAAAAGUGAUAUGAAGACUCAAUUUCGUAUUCUAGCCAAACGAAAAGAAUAACAUAUUAUUUUAAGAGAAGGAGAAUAAGAACAAUUUCAUGUGGAAGAAGGAUUCUAUAUUUAUUAUCUAUAUAAUAUUCCAAAUGAUACUAAUAUCAAAAGUAUCAAAUUCUAAAUUACUUAAUAUAAUGGAACCUGUAUGAUGUUUGGUAGUUCAUCAGAAUAAUAUCCUAAUAUUACUAAUCAUGAAAUGAAGAGUUCUUCUUAAUUGAAAGCUAAUAAUACUACAACAUUUUAUUUAAGUGUAUAUGGUUAUACUCAAUGUUAAUAUGGUAUUUACACUUAAGUAGAAAGAUAUUAAACAAUCAAUUAAACUCAUUUUAUAUAACUUCAAAGUGGAGUACCACAAAAAUAUUUAUCUAGUGAUCAAUACAGUUUCUUUUAUAUAUAAUUACCUUAAAAAUAGAAUUUUACAAUUACAUUAUAAAAUAUUGAAGGCAACUUCAUUAUGUAUGUUAAGUCUAAUCUAAAGAAUAAAGAAAUACCAGAUAGUAAUAGUUAUUAAUGGAAGGAUACUAAAUAAAUUGAAAUAAAUAUUGAUGAUCCUAAUUAUGCAACACAAUAUUAUAUUGGAGUAUAGAGUUUAAAUUAAAAUGGUGAAUUCAUUAUCUAAUAUAGUAUGCAUGGAGAUAUUGAAUUUUAUCAAGUAGGAUAAUAGAUUAUAGGUACUGUAGCUGAGAAAAAGUUUAGAUAUUACAAACUACCUAUGCAAUCUAGAAAUCUCACUAUUACUAAAGAUAUUUACUCAGGCAAUGAUGUGGUUGAUUUAGAUAUGUUCAUAUCUUUUGAUUAAAAGAAUACACAUCCAAAUAUUAAACAUUAUAAUAUCUAUCUAAUUGGUAAGAAUUUAACUAUUCCUGAUUCGGAUUUAUAAUGUCAAUAAAAUACUUCUAAAAUUAAUGAUAAGAAUCUAUGCUAUAUUUAUAUAUCAGUAUCAUCAUCAUCAGGAACUAUCUAUUAUACAAUAUCUACAAAAUAUAAUAAUAGUAGAAUCUAAUUACAUGAAGGUUAUCCCCAAACUGUCACUUUUGAUUAAGAAACUCUAUUCUAUUAUAUCCUUAAUUAAAAAGAAAUCUCAGUAUAAUGGUAUUCUUAUGGAGGAAGUUAAGCAAAUAUCGAGGCUUAUUAUGGUAAUAAAGAUAAUUCAGAUUUGAAAUAUGAAACAUUCAAAUCACAUUCUUAUUUCACUUAAUUUUAAAGCAUAAUAGUCCCAGAAACUGAGAAAUAUUAAAUAUUGUAUAUUCAUGUUUAACCUAUCGAACCUCAUUAUCAAAAUGAUACAUACACUAUUGGUAUUUAUGAAGAUGUACAAUUAUUAACUUUAUCAGAUCCUAUCAUAGAUAAAGUUUAAAAAGGAUAAACAAAAUAUUAUAAACUUAGUUUAACAUAAGAUGUUAAAUCAAUUGAAGUUAAUAUUCAUGUCAAAGGUGGUGGUGAAGAUCUUGCAAUUCCAAGAAUCUCUAAAGGAAGAGACAAAAGACCAAGUCUAUAUGAAUUUGAUUUAUAUUGGGUAGAAAUAAUUGGAUCAACUUAUAUUCUUUCAGAAUAAAAUAAUCGUUAUUUGGAAAAAGAUGAUUAUAUAAUAGGAGUUUUUGGUUAAAUUGAUUGUGAAUAUUAAAUUAGUUACAAUCUUGAUGAUGCUAAAUUUUUUAAUGCUUUUCUAGGUUUUCCAUUUGAUGUACUAUUUGUUGAAAAUAUACCUUAUAAUUAUAUUUUUAGAGAUAAUCCAAAUGAUAAAGAAUUUAGAAUUAUAGUAUUUGCAAUAUAAGGGAAAUUAUAAAUAAGAGCAAAAAGAUUGGAUUCUAAUGAUUAUGAUGAAACUGUCAUUAAUAAUAAUGAUACUUUAUUUAUAAAUGAAAUUAUUGAUAAACAAAACUCAUAUUUAGUAAAGACAUGUAAAAAUGUUAGUUGCAUUUAUUUAAUUGAAAUUACUGCUAUUUCAGGUGAUAGUAAAGGUUUAAUAGAAUUUAGCAGUCAUCUAUAUUAAACUACUUUAUAUGAUGGUCUCUAAUGGAGAGAAAUUUUGUAUGAAUCAGAGACUUCUCAAUAUCACUUUUAUUCACAUGAAAAUGUUCAAAUUAGUAUUUAAAUGAUAAGUGGUGAUAUCAAAUUAUAUUUGAAAGAAGGAUAAGAAUUAAAACAUAAUGAUGAAGCUGAUUUAACAUAAAGAGUAUAAAAUGAUACUUAAAUUAUAUUCAAAAAAAAGAAUAUUAAUACAUCAUUAAUUACAAUUAAGGCUGAAUCAUUAGCACCAAUUUCUAUAUUUAAGAUUAGUGCAGCCAGAUUCUAUAAAUAAACUUAUACUAUUCAUUUGGGUUAGAUGAUGACUUAUUAUAUUAAAGCACAAGAUACUAUUUAAUUGUAAUAUCAAUCUAUUACUUAAUUAAUUAAUAAUCAAUCAAAAUUCAUCACUUUAUAAAUUUAAAAUAUUCAUUAAUCCAUAGAUAAUCUAUAUAUUGAUAUUAGUCAUAAUUCUAUUAAACCUAUUAAUUAUUUUAAUAAAUAUCCAAAAGCUAUUUCAUAUUAUUUAUAUGAUUAAUUUGGUUUGUAUGAUAUUUCAAUCAAAGCUUUACAUAAUAAUACAUAUAUUAGAGUAAUCAUUACAAAUGGUGAAUUAAAUGCUUUAAUUGAUAGUAUAUCACAAUAUUAAUUAACUAAAAUUGGAUAACCAAAUUAUUAUGAAAUAUUUUUAUAAUCAAAAUCAAAAUUACUCUUGGAAGUCUUCACUUGUUCAGGAUCUAUUUUAGUAUAAGGUACAAAAAAUUAAACUAAUCUUGCCAAAUAAAUAUUUGAAAUUCAAGUAAUGAAUUCAUCUCAAGAACACAUUCAAUCAAUCUUAUAACUUGAAGCAGGUACAUACUAUUUCUUAGUCAAAUUAAUAUCAAGUCAUACUUAAGAUGAUAAUAAAAAUAAAAUUUCAUCAUAUUAUAUUAAGUAACAAACAUUUGAUUAUGGAGAAAUAAUUCCUUAAACAUCAUUCUAAAUAAGUAACAAAUCUAUAGAUUGGUACAAAGUUGAUAAUAAUUUAAUAAUCCAUAUACCAAAUUUAAUCUAAGUAAAAAAAGAUAUUACAAUAAUCCACAUUUCAUUUAUUGUUAGAAUGUAAUAAGCAAUUGGUGAGAAGAGUCUUGCAUGUAUGUUUGAAUCUAAUUAUGUUAAUAACAAGACCAAUGUUUAUGGUAAAUAUACUUAGGUUGUGGAAUAAAGCACAUAAAGUAAUAUAACAACUGUUACUUUUGCUACAAAAGACCAAUAAGCUAAGUAUUUAAGUGUAGUUGGAAAAGUAUAAUUGUAAAUAGAAAAUGAAAUAGAAGAACUUACAUAUCCGUUACCAAUUAUAGAAAUGAAUUAUACUAACAAUUAGCAGGAAUCCACCUAACAAUGGGUCUUAUUAGGUAUAUUUCUGACUAUCUUGCUUAUCACUGGGUUCUUUAUAUACUUUAAUAUUAAGAAAUAAGUGCAUCAUUAAAACCAUAACACACUCAAUAUUGAAAUGAAUUAUUAAACAUUUAAUAAUUGAUGAAAUAAACCCACUUUAAGAAUCUUUCCAUCUUGGUCCUAGUUCUCUAUGGUCUUAAUUAUGUUGUUGACUUGCUCACCACAUAAUUUUAAAAUGUAUUUUAUGUUACCAAUACUAGAUCUAUUAUCUAAAACUUCUAGUUUUGUUGAUAAUCGUUAAGAAACUUCUAGAGUUACCAAUAUCUAGAUAUGUAUCAUAAACAACAGGAUAUGUGAUGAAUUUGUAUAUACCCAAAAUUUUAAGGUAUUAUUACAUACAUUAUGUUAGAAUACCCAUUUACACAAUAUUCAGUGAAAUCUAUAAAGUAAGAAGAUAAGACAUGAUAUAUCCAUUGACUUAUUACUAAACAUUCAAUAAAUUCUUUACUAGACAAAUUAAACCAAGAAAAAUUGAAUGUGGAAUGAUUAGUCCUGCUGACUCAAAGAUCUUAUCCAUAAGUAAAGUCACUAAGAAUGAAUGUUUACUUGUAAAAAGAGUUACAUAUUAAAUUGGAUAAUUUUUAACAGGUAUCAAAGGAUAUGAGAUGGAAUUCAAAAAAAAAUAAGAAUGUUCAAAUCUUUGGUCAUGUAUUUUUUAUCUUGCUCCUGGUGAUUAUCAUCGAUACCAUUGUCCUGUUGAUUUUAUUGCUAGAAGUAGAUUACAUAUCCCAGGGAAAUUAGCACCUGUUAAGGAAAGUAGUCUUAAACAAGUAUAUAUACUUUUUGAAAUAAUCAAUUAGGGAUUAUAUGAAGGAAAUGAAAGAGUGGUUCUAGAAGGAGAAUGGGAACAAGGACUGAUGUACAUUAUAUUCAUUGGUGCAACUAAUGUAGGCUCAAUGAAGGUUAAUUUUGAUUCUGAUUUGAUUACUAAUACAAACACGUAUCAUAAAAGUGGCUAUAGAAAUUAUUAGAAUUUAAGUGUUAAUGCUCCUUAUUAAUCUAGUGAAAAAGGUGUUCAUAUUAAAAAGGGAUAGGAAAUAGGAAGAUUUGAAAUGGGUACUAUUCAAAUUGAUUAUUUUAAUAGGAUCUACAGUUGUAAUUAUUUUUGAAAGUACAUCUAUUGAAUGGAAUGCUAAAGCUUAAUAAAAGGUUUAUUUCGGACAAUAAGUUGCUUCUUAUUGAC
Molecule: messenger RNA, 5412 nt
Organism: Paramecium pentaurelia
Lineage: Eukaryota; Ciliophora; Oligohymenophorea; Peniculida; Parameciidae
Source: the annotation of a GenBank genome assembly